Messenger RNA from Uloborus diversus, 7017 nucleotides. Its product is annotated as PHD finger protein 14-like. The coding region runs from base 151 to 2349 and encodes 732 amino acids. Lineage: Eukaryota; Metazoa; Arthropoda; Arachnida; Araneae; Uloboridae. The transcript has a single exon. Gene Ontology annotation, biological process: regulation of transcription by RNA polymerase II. The record is from RefSeq and is a predicted model, not a curated record.
UGUGCAAGAGUAUUUCCGAGUUGGCUGUUAUUCGUAUUUAUCGCGAAGUAAGUUUUUCUGUAUUCAGUAAAUUUAUAUAAUAGGAUAUUGGUUUUGUAAUGAAAUAAAAUUUUGAACUUAGACCUACAAAUAUCCAUGCAUUACAUAUAGAUGGAAUCGACUAGUAAUAAUGAGAACCCUAACAUGGCGGAACAGGAUCCGCUUGAAGGUGCUAGUUUUCUAUAUCGUACUAUGGUUGUUCGAGAUCCUAGCAAACGUAAAGUAAAACCAGUCGAAAAUCAUAUGCAGUUGCUCGAUUUUGGUGAUUUGGAUGAUAGUUCAGAUGAUAGUGAUUUCAAAAUUGGUGAUGACGUUCCGGAAUCAAAUGAAGAUUCUGGUGAAAGUUCCGCCGGCAAUGAUGACAACAGUGAAGAUGAGGAAGAGGAUGAUGGCGAUCAGAAUUCUGAAACAAAAGAAAAUGUAACGAAUAUUAAAAAUGAUCUCGGUGCAAAAGAUACAAAACCUCCUUUAGGAGAAAUCAGUGAAAAUAUUCAACAGCCUAAGUAUAGUGAUGCGUCAGCCAAGAAGUUAAAAGUACUGAUUUGCAGUGUAUGUCUAGGAGAUGUAAGUUUACUCCCUCGACAAAAUUCGGAAAAAAUGUUAAACGAUGAUGAUGAUGAAAUUGUUGAAUGUGAUUGUUGUGGCAUAUCUGUUCAUGAAGGCUGUUAUGGAAUCAGUGAUGUAGAAACAGCAGUUAGCACUGUGUCAUCCUAUUCUACUGAGCCUUGGUUUUGUGAUGCUUGUAAGGCAGGGAAUAUGAGCCCAACCUGUGAAUUAUGCCCUAACACUGGUGGAAUUUUUAAAGAGACAGAUGUUGGCAAGUGGGUUCAUCUUGUAUGUGCAUUAUACAUACCUGGUGUUGCCUUUGGAGAUGUGGACAAGCUGUCUCCUGUCACUUUAUUUGAAAUGCCGUAUUCACGCUGGGGUGCCAAAGCUUGCUCACUCUGUGAAGAUGACAGAUUCAGUCGCACUGGUGUCUGCAUCAAUUGCGAUGCAGGUAUGUGCAGAACCUAUUUUCAUGUUACAUGUGCUCAAAAAGAAGGAUUACUAUCUAAAGCAUCUACAGAAGAAGAUAUUGCUGAUCCGUUCUUUGCUUAUUGCAAGUUACACUCUGAUAAAAAUAUUUCCAGAAGUAAAAGACGUAAUUACUUAGCAUUGCAGUCACAAUCUAAAGAACGUCACUUCAGUGAUAGUAUUAUAACCGAUGAGAAGGCAAGAAUAGAAAGAAAACUGGCGUGGCAUCGAGAUCGUUAUGUUGCAGAUAAAGAGAAAAGACCCCAACCUUGGGUGCCUACACAAAAGAUGCCUCGCUUGCUGACAACCAGUCCAUCUGCUUGUAAGAAAUUGAUAAAGAAAGCAGAGUUAUUGGGCUUGAGUCCACAAUUACAUUUGAGUGGAAGUGAUUUUGGUAUGGACAUAAGACGUAAAUGGCACGUUCCACCUGCUUUCAGUGCCGAGUUUGUGUCGUAUUACCUAGACCGAAACGUGAGAAUGGUAUCAAUGCAGCACAGAUUAGAUGAGUUAUUGCAACAAAAUAGUCAGCUUCAAGAACAAGAGCAAGGUUUGCGACAGAAUUACGAGAAAUUAGUUUCAGAAGUCGAUGCACUUCGUAAGGAAAAUGCGGAUUUGACGGAGAAUGGCACCCAGUUUUGGAAGAUAUUAUGCGAUUUGAGCGGUAAAAAAUAUCCUCUUCCGGAUGUCCUCCAGCCAAAACCGGCAAUCAAACUGAGCAAGAGCAAGAAAUCUGAUGCGUCGGGAUCUGUGAUUGUAGAAUGCAGUAUCUGCCACAAGUCUCAUGACCAGCAUCAGCUUGCCAAAUGCGACAGUUGCAAAUUGCACUAUCAUUUAGCCUGUCUAGACCCCCCGCUCUCUCGUAUGCCUAAGAAGACAAAAUCUCUGGGAUGGCAAUGCAGCGAGUGUGACAAGACGGAAGAAGAAGAGCAGCACGACGAUGUAGAUGCCAAUGCUCCGCGGAAGCUCCGGUGCCAAUUGAAAGAAAAGUCCGACCAGGAUAGGCCGCGAAGGGGUCGGUCAUGCAAGAAGGCAUUGGACGACACCAUUGGAUCUGAGGGGAAAGGAGAGAUCUGGAUAUCGUCCGGUGCGGAGGAUGACCACCCACAAGAUGGAUCCCGCCCUAGGUCGGACUCACGCAGAAAGCGACGUUCUGCGGACAUUGGUUAUCGCAAGUCCAGGAGGAGGAGUAAUAAGCGAAAAUUGCAGCGAGAAAGCUGGGGGGAAGACGAUGGAGUGAGUGAAGGUACAGAAGCAAAGACACCCAGACAUUCUACUCGUAGAACAUCAUCUAAUUAGUUGUCCCAUUUAGUAUGUGUUCAUUAUCAGGCUACAGGAGGCUUUUAAAAUUGCAGUGGUAUAUUUUAUAGUUAUGUUUAUUAGUCUAAAUUUUUUAUUUCAAAAAUUUUGCAGUUCAGUACUUCCAUUUAAAAGUUGUCAACAAAAUUAGCAUUGUGUCAAGUGUGAAAGUAAAUUUCACGUUAGAAUUGUGGAACUUUAUAUUCCCUGUCACUUUCACAUGGCUUUGAUAGUGAACAGAGCAUCCAUUAAGUUAUAUUUUGUCAAAAGUGUCGACUUUAUGCAUACAAUGAAAAUGAACUGGUUAAUAAUUAUUAAAAAAGACUUUGUUCAGAGCUUUUUUACCAACAUCUAGGUUAUCAAAAAAAGAUUGAUCUUGAUUUCCCCCUCCUGUGUAAUUAAAGUUUUCUGUAGUGUUUUGCUAGUGAUCAAGUGCAUUAGUUCGAUGUCAGUAAAUGUGUAUGCUAUUUAUAUAACCAAAUUCCCUGUGUUUAAGAAAAAAUUCAAUUUGUGCUGGAUAAAUUUAUCAAAAUAUUCCUUUUCUAUAUUGUAAAUUCCACAGAUUGAUUUUUUUUUCCAACUUGAAUGUUUUAAGUUAUUAGUUAGAGUAUUUAUUUUAGUUUACAGUUGAAGUUCUGUGCAGGCUGAGAUCCAGAAGAUCAAACUUCUCCCCCUUUAAAGCAAACAAACAUAGUCUUAAACUAUUUUAGAGGCAGCUAAUUUCUAAAAAUAUCAAGGUAAGGCCUCAAAACUUUUUGUGCUCAAAUUUGGGUAGUCCAUCCAAAAUCAGAAGAUGAAUCUGGCCUUAAAUUGACAAGCAAUUGAUAGUAGCACAGUGAUGAGUAUCAUUCACAUUUGCAUUACAGCAAGGUUAGGGAAACUGCAGUAAAAAUUAAGGGUAAUAAGUAAUAUUUUAUUAAGAUUUUUUCAGUUAAAACUGUUACAGAAAAGUUGCAAUUCUUCAUUAAAUUCUGUUAGUGCUCACAAAUUUAAGUAGCUUAAUUUGUAAUUGUAGUUGAAUUUUCUACACAUAUAUAUGCAAAUGAAUGUGCUUAAAAUAAUGCAAUUAUUGACUUACAUGCUAUUAAAGACAGCUUUUCAACUGAAAAAAGAUAGUUUAUUAUUGAGACUCCUUUACAUCUUUAGUGUAAGUUUUCUUUCUUGACUAGAGUGACGACCGUUUUAUUCUUUGUCUCUAAAUACCACUAAAUAAACAUUUUGCUAGUUUUAAAAUAUAAGUUCUUCUAUUUUAUCAAUUCAUUGUUCUUCUCUCUAGGAUUUAUUUAUUUGUUAAAAUAGAUAAAACCGACACAGAAAGCAUUAAGAAAAAAUCAGCUAUUUAGCUUUCUAAAUAUUACGUACACAUUUAAUAUCAUUUUGUGGAGUUAAAAAUGGAACUGAAUUUAGUAACGUAGUUUAGUUAUGCAAUUUUCUUUUCAUAGCAUUACCAACUCUUACAUACUUAAGUUUUUAUGUAAUAGAGUUAUUUAAAAUAUUUUUUAAAGUAAACUUUUCAAUUAUUCAUUGAUUUAAACUAAUUAAUAUUUAUAUUUAUGCAUUAAUAAUGCAGGAAAUACAAAUUUAAUAGACAAUCCCUUUAGCUUUAGCAUACUUUUGGAUCGUUUUCGAUGGUAAAAACUAUCUGUCCUGUCCAAAAUCGGUUUAGGACAUCCAAAACCCCAACCCUGAUUUAUAGUACUAGACCUUUUUUUUUUUUGAAAUGCUAUUUACUUUUUAAUCAUUUAAUCUGUUGGUACUUUUCCAAUAUAAAUAAUAUAGCUGCGGAGCCGAAGAGAAAUGAGAUUCCUUGAAUUUUUAGAGCCUCCAUCUCCUUUACUGCAAAAUCCUUUACCCAAACUUGCAUUCACUAGCAAAAUUGAGGUCAGUCCUUGAAAUUUUAAACCAAACCACCGACUCCUGACUGCAACUUUUUUUAUCUAAAAUCUCAACCCUGAUACCCAGUAGCAGAAACUUUCUAGCCAGUCUGCGACACUAUUUUCGUUAGUUGAAAAUAAUCUGCAGCAUUAUUAUUAGUUUUAUUUUAAGUUUUCAUAAAAUACACAAGUCCUUUGUGAAGGUCAAGACUUGGACAAUUUCCAACUGGCCAGUGGCCACCACUGUCGCUGAGUUUUAAAGCAUUAAGGGGGGGGGGGGGGGAAAGGCAGCAGCCUUCACUACUUUCAUAAAAAUAAAUAGAACUCUACACACUAUGAAAAACAAUUAUUCAAGAUAUAUUAAUUUUAAUAUGGGAAAUUUGCGCUGAAAAAGGUUUUUAAUUUUUUAAAAUUAGUAAACGAGAAGUUGGCAGGAAACUGCACUUUAGAUGAAAUAUUUAGCUUAUAGCAAAGCCUUCAAAUGAAUGAGGAUCAAAUACAACUGUGCAGAUAAUAAUUCGCAUUUUUCAAAAAAAUAUUUAAUGAAAAGAAAAAGAAAUGAUUUAUUCAACAUUUUAUGUUAUCUUCAAUAGUUUGUGUUGAGGUCCAAUUCUGUUUUUGGAAACUUGAGUAAGUAAUAGUAUCGUUUAUUUCCAUCUUGCGAAUGACCAAACAUGGCGUCUAUGCGAAAAAUUUAAGGUUAUGAAUAGAUAUUUGAAUUUGUUACAUAAAAGUAGUAAUAAAUUCAAAAUCUUUAAAAAACUACAAUUUAGGUGAAAUAGUCAGUUUUUAGCACAUUAGCCUCUAAUGCAGUUAAGAUAAUAUUAUUCUGAAGAUAAAAUUUUGCAUUUUUAAAGACAAUAAUUAAGAAUUAUCCGAAAAAAGUGGCACAUUUUGCAUAAUUUUCAACAGUUUGCAUUGCAAUAAACAUCCAAUUCCGUUUUUGAAAACGUAGGCACUUCAUGAGUCUUGCGUACCAACAUCUUGGGAAUGACCAAACAUGGUGACUGCGCUAAAAAUUAAGAUAUAAAUUUCUGAAUUUGUUGCAAAAAAUAUUUUAAAAAUAAAAAUCUUCAUGAGACCAAACUUUAGUUGAAAAGUUUUAGCGCUUUUGCGUCCAAAGAAAUGAGGAUAAGGUGAAAUUUUCACAUAAAAUUUUUCAUUUCUCAAGAAAAUUAUUUUAAAAAAUGAAAAUAAAAAAAAGGUUUGCUGCAUAUUUUAAGUUAUUUUCAUUUCUUGGCAGAAAAAUAAAACAUCCAUUUCAUCUUUGUUUUUGAAAACUUUUGCACUUUUCUACGUCAAUUUUGUGAAUGACCAAAUAUGGCGACUAUGUUCCUAGCUGAAAUGCUAAAGCAUCCAUCGCUCAAAAAGCGAUCUACAAACAAUCUUUGCCAAGUUGUAUUUCUUUUUUUUCCCCCUUUAAUUUCUUUAUUUUUUCUUUCUUUUUGUUCUUCGGUAAAAUUAUCUGCAGGCCGCCGAAAAAUCUGCGACGCACUUCUCGCGACUCGCAGUUUCUGCUACCAGGCCCUGAUAGAUACUAUAAUUGCAUUAAUGGUUAAUUGCUUUAAUGGUACUUGGUGACUUGUUUAAUUUCUAAAUUCCAAAAAAAAUAUCAAGUUUCUAUCACGCUUGCUUCUUAUGCUUUAAUUUUUUGUUUUAAGGGAUCUUAAAUGACUUCAUAUAUUUAUUUGGCGAAUUAUUUACACUUAAAUGGAGCUUUUAGUGCUGUUUGUUUAGCUGGCGAGUUAUUUCAAUGGAACUUUUCAUGUUAUUUAUUUUUAUUUUAUUUUUUUGUUUGGUGGAUUUUAUUACUUUUAAUAGUGUAAUUUAAUUAUUUAAUGAUUUUUUAAAUUUCAUUUUAUUUAAACUUUUAUUAGUUAUGUUUUGUUUUAAAAAUUCAUUAAAAAGAUUAAAUAAUGUAAGGUAUCUCCAGACAAGUACCUUGUCUCAAGCUUUGACAAAACAUGGUGGUAAUUGAUAAAACUGUAACACUAGUACUUAUAGCUGAAAGUACCAAUCUCUCAUAGAAAACAGCAGAGUUCUGGCAAUGUGGUCGUGGCGAGUUUUCCCAAGUCUUGGCUUCAAAGUCAUUCCCUAGGUUCCAUUGAAAUUUUCGCCAACUAAAUCAAAACACACUAAGUAUUGAAAGUUCCAUUAAGAUGUGACAGAAUUCGCCACUCUACUAUAUAUUGCCAAUCUCGCAAAACGACCAUGUUGCCAGUAUCCUCCCCCCUCCUCCCCCUGGAAAAUGUCUGUUCUUCAUCCUCAUUUCUAUUUUCUUUGAAAGUUUUUUUUUUAAUUUCUAUUUUUCUGAUGAAAAUUAGCAAUGGAUAAAAAUGAUUUUGGAUAAGUUUCAACAUGAAGUAAAUGUUUUGAACCAAGGUUAUUAAAUGGUCUUAGGACAAUUAGUAAUAAUCCCAUUUGAAUUAUUUCUAUUUCGGGUGUUAAUUUGCAAGUAUGAUGGAUUUAUAAAGAUCCACCCGAUUCUAUUAGUUAUUUUUGCUGAUGUUUUGAAAAAUAAACAUUGAGUAUGGCAGUAUAAAAUUUGAACUGAAUUGAUUAUAUUUUGUUAUAUGUAACAUUAGCUGGAAUGAUUUAUUUUCCAUACAUGCAUGAUACGUGUAAAUGCUUUAUCAACUUUCCACCUGUCAUAAUAAAUGUGAACUGCGAUUUUGUAUUACCAAGUUCAUGUAAUUAAUUGUUAGCAAUAAAUGUAUGUAGAUCUGUCUGUGUUUGUUUAAAAUUGUGUACAAAGAGCAGUUUUUUAGUUCAUUUUUAUUGAUUUUGUUGAGAU